Lodderomyces orthopsilosis Co 90-125 is the source of this 621-nucleotide messenger RNA. It is a transcript of the gene GPI19, whose product is annotated as phosphatidylinositol N-acetylglucosaminyltransferase. The record is from RefSeq and is a predicted model, not a curated record. The transcript has a single exon. Bases 1 to 621 code for a protein of 206 amino acids. Lineage: Eukaryota; Fungi; Ascomycota; Pichiomycetes; Serinales; Debaryomycetaceae.
AUGUCGCUACUAGAUGUAAAAUCACACACUUUACAAUCACAACAUUCAAGAUCACCUUCACCCAAACCUAUUCUACGAAGAUUGGACCAGGAACUAUCUGAUGAUGAUGAUGAUGAUGAUGAUGAUGAUGAUGAUGAUAAAGAGGAAGACAUUCCCUUAGCUGUCAACAUUGAAGAUCAAUUGGCAAGAGAAUCAGAUAUCACAGUGUCGAACAUAAAACUGUCUCAAGCAGAAUACAGAGGAUUCACCAUUUACGUAUUAAGUUCAUUGGCACUUUUCUUAUAUGUUGCAUGGACUUUGGUACCACCGUCAACACUUCACAAAUUAUCUAUUGAUUACUACCCAGACAAGUAUUGGAGUGUUGCUAUACCCAGUUACUCAUUAAUGUUGAUGUUAUUCACCUAUUGGGUUCUUGCAUUAUACAAUACUGAAGUAUUGACGUUAAAAUUGGAUGAUAUAAAUACAUUUGUUGAUGAAUAUACCCAAUUUCCUAAUGACAAUAAUGAUCCUAAGAGUAGUAGUAAUCAAGUGAUUAAAGAGUAUAUACAUCAAGCUCCAAGUGGAGUAUGGGAUCUUCCGAUUACCAUGGUCAAUGAGGUAUUAUAUGAUGAUUUGGAAUGA